Pelobates cultripes (western spadefoot toad) is the source of this 897-nucleotide messenger RNA. Lineage: Eukaryota; Metazoa; Chordata; Amphibia; Anura; Pelobatidae. The record is from the annotation of a GenBank genome assembly.
AUGUCUUUUUUAUACCCGAAAACGGGUAAGAAAGCCAGACGCACAUCUGGGGCCUACCUGGGCUACACAGCCACACGAACCGCCGCAAGGGGACUAGAGGCUGAGCUGGCUGUAAUAUACUACUCCGACUGGCCACCCGACCAUCUCCCAAAGCCCACAACAGACAUGGGACGCAAAACCCAGAAAUCACAACCGGGCCCCAGCAAAGAAUCGCACAACAUAGGGGAGAUGCUGCAGCGUCCAAACUCCAAGAUGGCAACCAGGCCAGAAGCUGGUGAACACAGAUCAGACUCCCAAACAGGUACAACCACCCCUGGGGACUCACCCAUAAUGUCACCAGCCAUGACACCUCUAGAGGCAAUGGCAGACCAGGACCCACAAGCCCCGGCCACCAAGCAGGAUAUUGCCAACCUCCUGCGAGAACUCAGACAUAUGACAGCAGCCAACCUGGAUGCAGUAUGCACCAAGGUGCAGGCGGUUAGUGCACGCACGCAGACUAUGGAAACCGAGGUCCAAGACCUCAAGCGAGAGGUGCACAACCUGCUGCAUUCACAUACCUACCUGACACUGAGAGUAGAUUUAGCUGAGGACUGCAAGCGAUGUGCCAACAUUAAACUCAGAAGGGUGUCUGACACCAUAGAUCAGGCAGAACUGCCACAGUAUCUAAGAUGGCUUAUGGACUCACUCCUACCGCAUUCGCAAGCCAAGAAAAUUCAGCUGGAAGGCUGCUAUAGGAUAAACAAGUCACAACAGGCCCCAUCCGAUGCCAGCCGAGACAUAAUUGUACGCUACCAGUCAGUGGCGGACAGGAAUCGCAUCCUAGCAGCAGUAAAGGGCAAACCAUCACCCGACCCUGAGGUACCACUCUCAAACGCCACCAACAGACGCGUCUCAUGA